This is a messenger RNA of Fusarium falciforme, 1590 nucleotides long. Its product is annotated as Pyranose 2-oxidase. NCBI's taxonomy places the organism in Eukaryota, Fungi, Ascomycota, Sordariomycetes, Hypocreales, Nectriaceae. Gene Ontology annotation, molecular function: oxidoreductase activity, acting on CH-OH group of donors. The record is from RefSeq and is a predicted model, not a curated record. The transcript has 7 exons. The coding region runs from base 1 to 1590 and encodes 529 amino acids.
AUGAGUCCUGAAGUCCCCCAAUCUACCGGCUCCAACCCUGAUACCCCCCUCAUCAAGACAGAAGUCUUGAUCGUUGGGUCGGGCCCCAUUGGUGCUGUUUUUGCUCGCACCCUUGUCGACAAAAAAAAGAAGGUCCUGAUGAUUGACAUCGGAGAGCAGCACACGAGACGCGUGGGUGACCACAAGAAGAACAGUAUGGCUGUCCAGAAGGACAUCAGUCUGUUUACCAAUACUGUCAAGGGAGAAUUGAACCUGCUCUCCGUCCCGACCAACACUACCGAUGUUGUCCUGGAGCCAUCAUCGUGGGCCCCCAAGGCGGACCAGCUCGCGUUCAUCAAGAAUGGUCAAAACCCAGACCAAAAGCCCUUUGAAAACCUACCGGCGGCGGCUGCAUCCCGCGUUGUCGGCGGCAUGGGCUCCCACUGGACCUGCUGUACUCCACGUGAAAAUCCCAUUGAGAGAUCAGAUCUCUUCAGUAACGAGGAGUGGGAUGGCCUAUACGACAGGGCAGAGAAGCUGUUUGAUACAACCGAGACCGCCUUUGACAAGUCCAUUCGUCAGCAACUUGUCAAGAAGACCCUCGAGAAGUCUUUUGAGGGCCGUGAGAUGAGAAGCAUGCCUCUGGCUUGCAAGAGAAGCGAGAAGAACCAGAACUACGUCGAGUGGUCCGCAACUGCCACCAUUCUGGGUGAUCUUUCGGACCCCAAGAGCCAGAACCCCCUGUUCGAAAUCAAGCCUAACACCCAGUGCCUUGGGCUUGCUCUGGGACCAACCAAACAGGUCGAGAUGGCGGUCGUCAGGGACAUCUUGACAGACAAACAGUAUUACAUCAAGGCCAAGAAGUACAUCGUCUGUGCCGGUGCCGUGCUUACCCCGGGAUUCUGUUCAACUCUUCUGAAUUUGGAAACUAUGAUCUGGCGGACUCACUCCCAGCACUGUGUUGAGAAGGAUCCCUACCAUCUUGGCUGGGACAAGUAUGUCAAGAUUCACCGAAAGAGACACCCCAAUGACCCACUUCCCUUCCCAUUCAACGACCCUGAUCCUCAGUGCUAUUUUCCUUUGUCUGAAAAGUAUCCCUGGCACACCCAGAUUCACCGCGACGCCUUUGGCUAUGGCCAAGUCCCCCCUACCGUUGACCAGCGUCUCAUCGUCGAUUUGCGCUGGUUCACCUACAUGGAACCAAAGGAGAGCAACUAUGUCGAGUUCUCCAAGACUUACCAAGAUCAGUUUAGAAUGCCACAGCCUACCUUUCACUUCUCCCUGGAUCAAGCCGCCCUGGACCGUUGCCAGGGUAUGAUCACUGAUAUGGUUGAUGUGGCAAGGAAGCUUGGAGGCUUCCUCCCUGGGGCUGAGCCGAAGUAUCUCGCUCCGGGAUCCGCUCUCCACAUUUGCGGCACCUAUCGCGCUGGCGAGAGCGACGAGGACAGUGUCGUUGACCGGUUCGGAAAAGUCUGGCAUCAGGAUAACCUCGUCCUUGGCGGCUGCGGUGUUAUCCCCACCGCGAAUGCCUGCAACCCGACCCUCACGGCUGCUUGUUUUGCCCUAGCCGCCGCGGACAAGAUCGUGGAGGAACUUGGGGCUACACAGUAA